Molecule: messenger RNA, 320 nt
Organism: Coregonus sp. 'balchen'
Lineage: Eukaryota; Metazoa; Chordata; Actinopteri; Salmoniformes; Salmonidae
Source: the annotation of a GenBank genome assembly
ACUCUACCCUCCCUCCUCCUGGCUUGACCAUCCUCCCCCCAUCCAGCAAUGAGUUGUAAUCCAGCAAUGUCACCCUGGUCGGUCUGGCCAGUCAGAUGGUCAUGGGCUACGCUGAUGUCAGCUGGACAGCGGGAGGGAAUCCGGUCACCAGCGGCAUCGCUACGAGUGGCCCCGUGCCGCAAGCCGACAAGACGUUCCAACUCAACAGCUGUCUGACCGUUGACACGUCAGAAUGGAACCAGGACAAAGUGUUCUCAUGUAAAGUCACCGCGGGCUCCAAGUUCGCUGAGAAAGGCAUCAAAAAGUCUGAAUGCAGCACU